CCUCGGGUCAUUCCUACGGUGAUAUCUCGUGAUGACAUCAUCGUGUGCGUGAAAUUCGAAAGGCGCAGGACCAUUGCCACUUUGAAGAAAAUCAACUACCGGUACAGAAGUUACUCACUCAAAAACAUGUCAACAAAUACAUUCCAAGGUCGCGAUAAUGAAAGGAAUUCUUCCAGGGUAUUGAAACCCCCUGGUGGUGGAUCAAGUGAUCUUUUCGGAACGGGGUCAUCACAAACUGCUGCAGAGUCUGCAAACCAGUCAAAGUCCAAACAAACAUCUUCCAACAUAUUUGGUGACCCCUAUGAUCCUGUUCGUGAUGUGAGAAGGAGUGACGUAAAAGCAGCAACAGAACAUGAACAAAAGAAACAAGACCUAGGACAAUUUGAAACCCCAGCAUAUGUUAAAGCCGAGAAACCACAAGAAGAUACCCAGUCCAAGUUGUUCGGUGAUCAUUCAAAUCAGUCACGCCGUACUGGAAAAGGACAAGGUGAAGAGUUUCCAGUCUAUGACCGCUCUGUAUAUGCAGCUCAGAUGUUUCACCAGAAAACCAACGCUCAAAGAGCCUCCUCCUAUAACCCCAUCACGGGGGAGACAUAUACUGGUUCGGAAGAAGUAGACGAACAGCCUGCCCACGGUAAAAGGAAAGGAGGACAAAACCUAGGUGCCUACAAUCCAAUCACUGGAGAGGAAUACAGAGAAAUUCAAGUGCAGGAGGCUGCUAGUAAUGGUGAUGGUCCUCAGAAGGUCCGCAAUAGCUCAAAGGUGCUGGCCCCACCAGGCGGCAAGUCCAGUGGAAUCUUCUAGGCCUGAGGCCUCAACCAGGACAUCAGGGUUACUUUGACAACGGGAUGGAACAGCAGAGGAUCGCACUGAUGGCCAACUCCGAUGUGCUGGUAUACCCUAACCUUAAAACUGGAUGUAAACUUUCUCUCGUAGCAUUGUAAUAAUGCAAAGUGCUUUAGGUAAUGUCAAAAAAACUUGAUGUGUACAUAAUUAUUUGAAUUUCUUUAUAAAGGAAAAUAUAACAAAAAUAAUUGGAAUUUUGAAAGUUCAGCUUUUUGCAAGAUGUUUAUGUAUAUGGAAAAUAUUAGAUCUAAUGCAUGGAUUCAUUAUUUUGAUUUGUAUUUUUGUGAUAUUUAUAUUUUGGGGGGAAAUUGCAUUUAUUCAAUUUACUCUGGUCAUUUAUGAGUUCAAAUUGUUAAAGAUUUAAAAGGUGAUACUGACUAUUUUUUCUUGUUCAUUUAUGAUAAUAUAUAUUGACCAUUGGUAUGGCAUGUGUUCUUACUGCCAAGUUUUGCUUCAUUUCUCAUCUGUUAUAUUUUCCCUAUAAAAUAGUCUCAAAAUGCCAUGAUAAUUGCUGCACUUAGUUUUCCCAGCUUUUCAAACAUUGGCAAGAUCAACAUUUUAUAGACAAUAUCAAAUGUUGUCUCCCUUUAGGUAAUGGUAACAAAUCUGCAUGCUUUUUCAUAGAUCUAGACAUAUCAUAAUUUUAUUUUUACAUCUUACUCCUCCUGUAUCCUGUAACUUAACUACACCUUAUACUGGUCAAUAUAUCUGUGACGACUAAUGUGUUAUUUGUUAUGUAUUUAAGUGUUAUGUACCCUUCUCUGCCCACAAGAGCUGUUGACUUGUGUAAUAAAGACAUGGCCUUGUGAUCUGAUAAACAGUGACAAAGCACUGGUACAUGUGACAAAUGUUCCAUGAUGAUAUAUGUGUAAAUAGACCUGUGGCAGAAUCGACUUCCAUGAACAAAGGGAGAUAAAUCUUGGUUCAAGAACAGUAUUUAAUUCCAAGGUUAUCCUAGACAUUACACAUGUCACUCCUAAAUGCAAAAAAAAAAGAGGAAAAAAAUUCACCCUUUACUGUCUUCCGUCUUGUGAAAUGAGAUUAAAGGAGUUUGAGUUAAUCCGAGUGUAGGACACUAUGAGGUUUGUUUGUUUUUUGUGUUAAAAAAAAUCAUUCUUGUGUUGUACAUGACAUAGAAUUCAAUUUUUCCCCAUCAUGGUUGGAUAUUUUUGCUUGUUUUUGAAGCGUAGAUGGUAUCUCAUUCACAACUACUUACUCUGUAUUGUUGCAGCUGUUCUAUAUUUUGACCAGAUAAUGUUUUUUUGAAUCCUCAAUAUGAAAAUGGUUGUCCUUGUUUAUGCUUUACAUGAUAAGUCUAUGCAAUAGGCAUUACUUAUAUAUACAUAGGUCAGAAACUUGAUGACAAAUGUUAAGUGUUCAGAUUUCAUUUUAUUUCUUUUACAAAAUACAGACCAAGAUUUUUUUUGUGUUUUUUGUUUAAUUUUGACCCUAAAGAUGUUUUCGUUAUACAUGUACAUGUAUUUGUGUAUACAUUUUGACCCUAAAUGAAGCCUCAUUUUAUACAUGCAAUAAAAGCAUUUCAAAAUUUGAGAGAGAAUUCGUGGAAGAUAUGCAGUGCUGUCUUGUCUGUCAUAUUCUGAAUUCACUAGAUGUAUACAUGCCUGCUUCUAAUUGAAAAUUGUGUUUAAGAGAUUGGUUGUUAGUUGUAGAAUUUUCGUUGUUAUUCAGACCAAUCAUAAUGAGGUGAAGUUUUAAAGCAGGUUAUUGUCUUGCCAAAGUGAUAACAAUGUGUCGUCCCUGUAAGAACCAAAUUAUACACACUCUAGGGCUUUCCGAGUCUAUCCAUCACAAGACUUUUCAGAUAAAAACAGGCUUUAAGAGUGAAAUAGUUAUUUAAAUGGUGAGCUGUAAUGAUUAUUAUUAUAACACUAUUGAUGUACUUUGUAUGCAACCGAAUCAAUAAUUUUUCAUCAGGCAUUGAAACGGGUACCAUCGUACGUUGUCUGAAAGGUGAUAUAGAUCUGGUAGUUGCAGUAAAUUUGUACUGCUAUAAGAUUCAUGAUGAGCAUACAUGUCACAAAAGAAUGCAUGUUUUCAUUUUUUAAGUAUUUUUGAAUCUAGCUCAUCUUGUCUAAAAUGUGGUGGUUAAAACUGUGAUGUUAUUGAUGAAAGCCUAGGUGUGAUAUAACAAAGUUAUAAUUCGUCUUUUUCGUACUAAUGUGUUGUCAAAGUUGCACUCAAUAAAUUCUAUAUACAAUU
Molecule: messenger RNA, 3066 nt
Organism: Mizuhopecten yessoensis (Yesso scallop)
Lineage: Eukaryota; Metazoa; Mollusca; Bivalvia; Pectinida; Pectinidae
Product: microtubule-associated protein Jupiter-like
Exons: 6
Coding region: 127-804 (225 amino acids)
Cellular component (GO): nucleus
Source: RefSeq, a predicted model, not a curated record